CGGAAAUUCAUUCCGAUUUCAUGGCAGUCGUAACGAGCAUCAGUUCAACAGUUUGUAUACGUAAUUGAAUGGUUAGGAGUGAAAUACAGUUCUCAAACGUUGAUAGAAACAUAAUUUACACUUAUUACUAUGUGUUACAUAUCAAUUACAAUUGUGUAGCGCUUUUUACCAACGUUUUCCGGCAGAAACAUUUCGUGUUCGUGCAUGUUUGUGCAUGCGAUCGUUUGACAAGUUGCUGCUGUUGCCCAACCUGGUGAACAUUCGUUUUUGUUGCAUUCUCGUUAUUUCUUGUGCAGGUGAAAAAGUUGUUCGUUUCGUUCCGCUAAUUGUGAUCGAACGGUGAAUAAACGGUGCGGAAUUAAACGAAAACCGAUCCCGAAACUAAACGCGGAGACACGUGUGUGUACGCAGUGCAUUCCCGGUAGUGCACGCAAUCGAUUGCAAGUUCAACGAACGCGAAAACAUUCAUUCGCCCUCCCCCACCACAUACACGCACGCACAGACACCCUCCACAUUACAAGUGGUUGCGAGGCGGGUUUUCCUGCUCCGUAAGCCAAGCUUAUUUUUCACACGUAACCAAAAUGGUUUUCGCUAGCUACAACAGUGCCUCGUACUUGCUGCCACUGGAUAAUGAUCAAAGUGUGUCGUUCUAUCGGAACGAGAAUCGACUCUUCCCCACCGCUAUCGGUCCGUCCGCGGGUGGUGUUGCACCCCCACCCGGAAGAAACAACAGUACCACCUCCGCCAGCGAUAUGAGCAUUACUGACAUGCUGACCGCAGCGUACCAUCACGAGAUGCAGCAGCACCCACAUCCGGCCGUCGGUGGCAGUGGUGGUGGUGGCGCUAGCGGUGGAAACAUAAACGCGGGUGAUUGCCCUUUCGGCCGGGUUCAAUCACCAGCCGCGCCGCAGCAACACCAGCCCCAUCAGCAACAACAGUUGCCGGUGCAGCAGUAUCAUAGUUUCGGUGGAACCGUUGCCAUGUGCAAUGAUUUCCAACCAAUCGCUUACCUCAAUGGUUCCUCCAACGGUUACUAUGGAUUUGUGCCGUCACUAGCUCCAACAGGUGGUGGCGGCGGCGGUGGCGGUGAAGGUGCAGGGCAUUCGAGCAAUAACAACGUUCUUCCGGGUGUCGCCGUUAACAACAAUCGCCACCACCCCUCCGUAACAACGGCAAAUGUCAACGGUCACCUGUCGGCAAUCGAUUUCCAUGGCAACCAGCACCAUAUCAGCUGUAAUGAUGCCGGCGAGCAAAACAACAAUAACAACAACAACAACAACGGGGACGACGCAGGGAUCUUCCAUAUGCAACCCUUCCCGGUGCAACAACAGAUAGCGCAAAAGCGUAAAAAGUUUAAUCAGUCACAGCAGCAGCAGCAUGAAGAUGAGGAAAUGGACACAAAUGCGCAUCUAAGCGCAGUAGGCCAACAGUAUCCGAAGCGACGAAAAACCGACACGGACCAGAACGGUGGAACGGCGGGGUUCCCGCUAACGCCGAGUGGUCCAUUUCCUGGAAGCAACAGUGGAGUAUCGUACCAGCACCAGGUCGAAAUACACGAACCGGCAAUUGACGAGAUGGAAUGUCAGGAUCAGCCGACCCAGCAACAUCCCGCCGUGACGCUGCAAACCCAUCCUAAUGGAUUCCAUACCGUGGACGUUCAUCAUCCCGCCGGACAGCAGCAUCAGCAGCCGACAAGCAAGAUUCAGAGGAGGGACGUACUGUUGAACAGCUUCAUCGAUGCUAGGGACGAUCGUGUCGCGACGACGUGUUCAAGCAGCGUUCCGGUUUGCCUGGAUCGUACCGCGCGGCGCGAGCGCGACAAGAAGGUUGGCCAUGGGUGGGAUCAGGAUCUGUUCUACAGUUUGCACGGUACCGGUGGAGGAUACCGGUAGGAAAGUGACCUUACUAUCUUUGAUGCGGCGAUUGCUUUAAAAACGGUGUGUUUUUUUUAUUAUUUUGAUAAGGUGCGCAGUUACAUUUGUAACGUCUGAUUAGGAGAGUAGGGAAGCAGAUUUCAUGUAGCAUUGUUAAUUGAUAGAAACCCCUCAAAGAGCGCCCUAUCUGCUGUUGAGAGGGUGCACCUUUGGGGUGUUGGUAGCAUUCAUCCAUCGUUGUCUUAACUAAACUGACUGCACUUUUUACGUUCUACGAUGUACCUACUAUACGGAAGGAGAGAAUCUUUCGGAAUGAAUUUCGUCUGUUUGUUUAUAAUUACGAUACUACGAAAGACUACUAAACAAUCAAUCUUAGUAUGUAAAUCAGCACACACACGCUAUUGGAAGUGUACUUAACUUUAGACGUAAGGGAACUUUGAAAUAAUUCAAAACAGUUCGAUUAGCUACUAACGAUAAUGACAGUAGUAGUAGCACACAUCGAAGGUGCUAGUAGUGCUCUGCGCUCUGCAAUAGCUAGAGGGAAUAGGUUAAGAAGUUUUUUUUUCUUUCUCUCAUUUGUAGUACGUUUCUUUUUUUUUUUUAACUUCGGCUCUUUCAGAACAAAAUCAGAACAACAUUUAGCUGUGCUUAGGUACGGAGAACCAGAGGUGUUUCCGGCAAAGAAAAGAAAAUAAUAGCUAUCCGCGUUUUUUUUUGUUGCUGAUUUUUGUUUUGUGUGAUAUAUACCCGGGUGAGGGAUAAACGAAACCUCAUUCUCAUUUUUCCAUUUUAUGUGCGCUCCGCUACGUGUUAUUCUUUUGUUAUAAAGAAAAUAAAGCACAAAACCAACGCAA
Messenger RNA from Anopheles funestus (African malaria mosquito), 2728 nucleotides. Its product is annotated as transcription factor mef2A-like. The record is from RefSeq and is a predicted model, not a curated record. The coding region runs from base 582 to 1892 and encodes 436 amino acids. The transcript is spliced from 3 exons. NCBI's taxonomy places the organism in Eukaryota, Metazoa, Arthropoda, Insecta, Diptera, Culicidae.